AUGUCUCCCUCAACUAUUGUAGAAAAUUCUACAAACAAUAAUGAAACUAAUACUGCUAUUGAAGAUUUAAAAAAUGAAAAUUCAAAAAAUAAUGAAUAUGAACAUUUAACCAACGUUAAAAUUGUUCAACAAAAACCAAUUGAUCAAAGAUUACAACCAUCUUUAAAAAAUCAUUACUCUCCACAUAUUUCUGAUUUUCAAGAUUAUAAAAAUUUACAUAAACAAUCAAUUGAAGAUCCUGAAACUUUUUAUAAAGAAAAAGCUCAUCAAUUUUUAAAUUGGUUUAAUGAUUUUGAUCAAGUCUUUAUGCCUGAUCCAGUGACAAAAUUACCAUCUUUUGAAAAUAAUGCUUGGUUUUUAAAUGGUACAAUCAAUGCAUGUUAUAAUUGUGUUGAUAGACAUGCUUUAAAAACUCCAGAAAAAGUUGCUUUAAUUUAUGAAGCUGAUGAACCGGGUCAAUCAAUUAAUAUUACUUACAAAGAAUUAUUAGAAAAAGUUUGUCAAGUUGCUCAAGUUUUAAAAUAUUCUAUGAACGUUCAAAAAGGUGAUACUGUUGCUGUUUAUAUGCCAAUGAUUCCACAAGCUAUUAUUACUUUAUUAGCUAUUUCAAGAAUUGGUGCUAUUCAUUCUGUUGUCUUUGCAGGAUUUUCAUCAAAUUCUUUAAGAGAUCGUAUUAAUGAUGCUAAUUCAAAAGUGGUCAUCACUACAGAUGAAUCUUUAAGAGGUGGUAAAAUUAUUGAAACUAAACGUAUCGUUGAUGAUGCUUUAAAAGAAACUCCUCAAGUGACUAACGUCUUAGUUUAUAAACGUACUAAUAACGCUAAUAUGGCUUAUUAUGAAAAGGAUUUGGAUUGGGAUACUGAAGUUAAAAAAUAUAAAACUUACUUCCCAUGUGAGCCUGUUGAUUCUGAACAUCCAUUGUUUUUAUUAUAUACUUCUGGUUCUACUGGUACUCCAAAGGGUGUUCAACAUUCAACUGCAGGGUAUUUGCUAAAUGCUUUAUUGACGAUGCGUUACACUUUCGAUACUCACCAAGAAGAUGUCUUUUUCACUGCAGGUGAUAUUGGUUGGAUUACAGGUCAUACAUAUGUCGUUUAUGGUCCUUUGUCUUAUGGUUGUACCUCUGUUAUCUUUGAAGGUACUCCAGCUUAUCCAAACUUCUCUCGUUAUUGGGAUAUCAUCGAUCAACAUAAAGUUACUCAAUUUUAUGUAGCACCAACUGCUUUACGUCUAUUGAAAAGAGCUGGUGAUGAAUUUAUUGAACCAUAUAAGUUGGAUUCUUUAAGAUCUUUAGGUUCUGUCGGUGAACCAAUUGCUGCAGAAGUUUGGGAAUGGUAUUCUGAAAAGAUUGGUAGAAAUGAUAUUCCAAUUGUUGAUACUUAUUGGCAAACAGAAUCUGGUAGUCAUUUGGUUACUCCAAUGGCAGGCGGUGUCACUCCAAUGAAACCUGGUUCUGCAUCUUUCCCUUUUUUUGGUAUUGAUGCUGUUAUCUUAGAUCCAUCAACUGGUGAAGAAAUCACUACUCCACAUGCUGAAGGUGUCCUUGCAAUUAGACGUGCUUGGCCUUCAUUUGCAAGAACUAUUUGGAAAAAUCAUGAUAGAUUCUUAGAUACUUAUUUGAACCCAUACCCUGGUUAUUAUUUCACUGGUGAUGGUGCCGCAAGAGAUAAAGAUGGUUACAUUUGGAUUUUAGGCCGUGUUGAUGAUGUCGUUAACGUUUCGGGCCAUCGUUUAUCUACCGCAGAAAUCGAAGCUGCAUUGAUUGAAGAUUCAAUUGUAGCUGAAUGUGCUGUGGUUGGAUUCAAUGAUGACUUGACUGGUCAAGCUGUUGCCGCCUUUGUUGUUUUAAAGAAUAAAACUAGUUGGAGUAGUGCCUCUGAAGAAGAAUUACAGGACAUUAAGAAACACUUGAUUCUAACUGUUAGAAAGGAUAUUGGUCCUUUUGCAGCUCCAAAAUUGAUUGUUUUAGUUGAUGAUUUACCAAAGACAAGAUCCGGUAAGAUCAUGAGACGUAUUCUAAGAAAGAUCCUGGCUGGCGAAUCAGAUCAAUUAGGUGAUGUCACUACUCUAUCCAACCCAGGCAUUGUCAGACACUUGAUUGACUCCGUCAAAUUAUGA
Maudiozyma barnettii is the source of this 2118-nucleotide messenger RNA. It is a transcript of the gene ACS1, whose product is annotated as acetate--CoA ligase 1. Gene Ontology annotation, molecular function: AMP binding; acetyl-CoA synthetase activity. Bases 1 to 2118 code for a protein of 705 amino acids. Lineage: Eukaryota; Fungi; Ascomycota; Saccharomycetes; Saccharomycetales; Saccharomycetaceae. Gene Ontology annotation, cellular component: cytosol. The record is from RefSeq and is a predicted model, not a curated record. The transcript has a single exon.